GCUUCCCUUCUCCCUGGCCCCUUCUUCUCUAGAGCCCUGCCACGCGGUCUUGACAGCUAUGUGGCCCCAUCGGCGAUGCACCAUCGGCAGUGCGCUUCCAGCGGCCCACUAGACCAGGAAGUACGGCACACAACGUUCAUUGAAUUGUGCUACGGAGUAUGUAUGGAAGGAUAUCCCUGGUUCGUAACGAACGAUGCCCCGUUCGCCGAUCAGUUGGCCGAUGCUGUAACGGUCAACAAACGUUCUCUCCACUGGCGUCACUUUAGAGCAAUGGUUAAUGGGAGGAGGGUUCCAACUUGCGUCACAGACUAUACCGUCUUGAACGCCUUCUUGUCUCCCCCUUUCUCUCUAGUGUCCCUCAACGCUCGGGAUUCCAGAAGCAUAACGUUGUGGAUAAAACCGGGUUUGGUCGAGUGGGGGUACGGAACCAGGAUACCGGUAAUUCGGAGCAAAGGAGAAAAAAAGCAAGAUCAUGUACGUACAAGAAAGCCUUGGUUCACCCUUGCAGAGAUCGAUCCUCUUUGAAACGCCAACCGAGGGUUUGAAAUUGCC
Messenger RNA from Ilyonectria robusta, 552 nucleotides. RefSeq lists its product as uncharacterized. The record is from RefSeq and is a predicted model, not a curated record. Lineage: Eukaryota; Fungi; Ascomycota; Sordariomycetes; Hypocreales; Nectriaceae. The coding region runs from base 76 to 525 and encodes 149 amino acids. The transcript has a single exon.